UCCUCCGAUGAUACCAUGGCCGUUCGAAACACUACAGUUAUUCUCACCUAAAGGACUAACUGAACGGGGCUUUGUUAUGUUCCAAUGACAAACCAUUUUUUUUUGUCCUUGCGUACGUUUUGACAUCUAAUAGAUUUAGUCAAUAGCAUCAUCAUCAUUCAACACACGUGAUUCACGCGACAUGAAACGUGACAAUAACAAAAGUGAAACAUGGGGAGAAGUACUUUUAUAGAUCAACAAGUCUAAGUGUACAAAGAAUCUUUUUCAAGUUUUCGUCCACUCAAACCAAAACAAAUUUCAGUGAUAAUUAAGGGAGCUUCAUCUUUCAAUAAAGAAGCGAAUCUCCAGCUACAAUGGAAGAAAAACUUGCACAAAAAGUAGAUUGCUUUUUAGUUAAAGCAAACCAAUAAAAAGAGUAUGAAGAAGAAAGAAACUGUAGAUAAAAAUUCUGUUUUCUUUUUGAUAUAGAAAAGACAAAGACAAUCACAUUUUUUCCAAAGCGUGGAAUCAAAGCAAACCAUUUGGAAAAAGAAAAACAAAUCCAUAAUCCCCACUAAAUUUUUGUUCAUAUAAACCAAAGACCAUAUAAUUAAAACAUUCAUGUAAAUUAAACAAAGAGAGAUGAAGCAGAGAGGAAAAGAAGACGAUGACAAGAGAGGCUUUUGUCGCUGGUUUUUCAGGUUUGUAGUCGUUAAACUCAUGGCGAGUCACAAGGAAGGCAGCUCUGUGACAAAGAAACUGAUCAAGAACGAAUCAAAAUCUGAUAUCACUAUUUAUUUCAAGCAACGAGAAGACUCGGAGGACAACGCUAAUCCCAUCAAUAUUAAUACCUCAGGCUCCGAGAAAGAGAGGGUGAUCAUGCUUGUUAAUGGUAACAACGGCUCAAAGAAGAGCAUAUCGAGUGAGCCAAGCAUUAGGCGAUCUCAUAAUGGAGCUGAUAAAUCACAGCCGAAGCCGCUUUUGAAUGAUAUAAAUAGGAAAUCACAUGCUUUCAUUGAGAGUAGGCUCGAGAAGAUGCGAAAGGGCUUAUAGCCAAGUUAGUACAUGAUGACCUCUCUGUUUUGCACAGACAGACCCUUCUUUCUUCACCUCAUUAUUCAUAUCAUAUACUAUGUCUUAAGGAAUCCUAUCUAAGAUUUUCAUCAAUUCAUUUAUAUAUAUAUUGCCUGCAUUCACAUAAUUAAAUUACAUCUAUGUAUGUAUACUUGUAUUUUGAAACAUUUUUAUUGCAUAAUAUCAGAUAUAUAUAAGAACUUUUUUCAAAGGUGUUGCAGGUAUUUUAGUCGUAAAGUGAUAUAUAUAUAAGAACUUGUAUGUAUGUUACCUACCAUGAUUGACAGGUUUCAUUCUCCAUACUAAUAAGCAGGUUGGGAAUCAAAUCAUAAUAGGAAAAUGUAACAAAUUUUUUGUUCCCCUCAAUUCAUUCUCCAUACUGAUGUGAUACGUUCAUUCUUUGCCUAAUUAGAGAUGUUUG
Messenger RNA from Camelina sativa (false flax), 1474 nucleotides. RefSeq lists its product as uncharacterized. Lineage: Eukaryota; Viridiplantae; Streptophyta; Magnoliopsida; Brassicales; Brassicaceae. The record is from RefSeq and is a predicted model, not a curated record.